AUGGCCCUCAAAUACAGUAAUCUAGUCCGGCUGGCGCCCCUCCAAGUGGGCGACCUCCCUGCACAUCCUAUUCUACCUCUGUCGGAGGGUCCGCGACCCGAAGUCGCUGUCUUCUUGCGCUCGCUACUUGAUGACGGGUGUGCGUUUCUCUCGCCCAGUUCGUUCUCUCGAAAUUUCUCCCACGUCUCCACCAAAUCUGUUGCCGAUUCUGCCGCACCUAUCGAGGUCCUGACAUAUUCCAUCCCGUCCUCGGAAAUAGCAAAGAUCUCCUGGUCGGAAGGCCAGGCUGUUGCAAGGAGCAAGCCUCGCGCGGCUGGUGUCGAGAACUGGAUUGCGAGGAAGAGUCUACAUCAGGACAUUUCCGGCAGGAGCGCGGAGAAACCAGGGCAUGCGAGCUGGAGGGAGUUUGUGUUCGGACUGCGAGAUGAGCACAGUGUACACGAGUCAAACUUCACGCCGUCGCUGUAUGACGCCAGGCAUAUACUGGACUGGAACGAUGAGAUAAAGGCUCUAUCCACGCGGGGAGAGAUCGGCACGUACAAAGAGCCGACCAUGGCGAUAUACGAGAUGUGCCACAUCCUUCCUGGGCCUUUGUCACCUAGGUGUUUUCCUGUUAUAGUAGCAACGGCGAGUGUGGACGAUAACUGCUUUGUUGCCGUUACCAUCCCAGUCAACCUGGGCUCGGGGGUCGACGAGGCAUAUUACACUGCCAAUCAAAAUGUCAAGGAUAGUGCAACCUCGCAAGAGAGGAAACAAGUUGUUGUCGGUGUCUACGCUGCGGUUGAGCUUGUCAGUAGGAACCCUAAAAAAAGCGAAAUCGAGUGGAUAAUGGCCACGGCAAGUGACGCGAAGGGGAAUCUUCCAAGUUGGAUUCAAAAAUUUGGAGUGCCUGGCCAGAUAGUCAAAGACGUCGGCUAUUUUUUGAAAUGGAUUCGGACUAUUGCUGAAGAAGACAUCCCAAUGCAUGUCUAG
Molecule: messenger RNA, 972 nt
Organism: Exophiala aquamarina CBS 119918
Lineage: Eukaryota; Fungi; Ascomycota; Eurotiomycetes; Chaetothyriales; Herpotrichiellaceae
Exons: 1
Coding region: 1-972 (323 amino acids)
Source: RefSeq, a predicted model, not a curated record